Molecule: messenger RNA, 2263 nt
Organism: Alosa alosa (allis shad)
Lineage: Eukaryota; Metazoa; Chordata; Actinopteri; Clupeiformes; Clupeidae
Product: spermatogenesis-associated protein 22
Exons: 8
Coding region: 641-1924 (427 amino acids)
Biological process (GO): homologous chromosome pairing at meiosis; meiotic DNA repair synthesis; gamete generation
Source: RefSeq, a predicted model, not a curated record
ACAAGCUCUGUGCACUCCUGUGCAAUUGUCUUGGAUGAAUGACCAGAAUGUCACAGAAGAAGAAAGUGUGUCUGUCUCAUUCCUGCCUGAAAAUAUCUAAAACAACUUCUAUCAUGAAUGCCUGCUCUGUUAUGUUGUUGUUAACACGACUGACUCCCAAUAAUAUUCUUGAGAAAGAGAUGUCUAAAAACACUGCAUGCUAUAGGGUCAACUCACAAGAACUUGACCAAAAAAGGCCAAAAACACGAUUGUACUGCACUGCACACAUUUCAUUUGUUAUGUGCAAUCACAUCUGUCACUGUUUCCAAAACACCCACCACCACCUAUUCUGAAAUUGGAUGUCAGGAGAUUUGCAAAGGGUAAGUUUGGAAGCAACCACUUGCCUAUGAUGCAACAAUAAAGAAACCAUAACCUACUGCACAUGAUCAUAGUGUCAAUCAAAGCCAUAUAAAGGUACCUUUAUAUGGCUCUGGUGUCAAUCAUUCGGCGUUUCGUCAGAGCCUUUUACUCUAGCAGCUAAUGGUCUCGUGCAUGACUUUGGUAAGGUGCGUUUGAAGUUUGAACAAGUUAACUUUGUUGCGCUACCCUUUUUCUUCAAAGGUCCGAGCAAGGUGGAAACAUUGUUUACUUCAGAGAUACAAUGAAAAGAACCGAGACACAUCCCAGACCAACAGCAGGUUGCCUCUCAGUGCCGUUAUUUAACCAGAGGCAGAAACGCAGCAGAUUGCCCCUGACAUCAAAUCCCACAGAAAAUGAACUCUGUUCUGCAAUUGACUUUAAUGAUGACUUUGCUGAUUCCUCCUUCUUAUCAGGCAACAUGGCAUAUACACAGAGCCAUGCACAGAGUCAGAGCCAAAGGCCUCCAGUGCCUGUUGCACCGAGAAGUCAGUGGAACCAUCAGCCUCAGCAGCUCAGUAACCAACCUGCUCGGUACCCUGGAACACCUGUGAGGGGAUAUGCACCUGUUCCUCACCCUCACAAACCUGCCAACACCUGGUCUCAGCACAGUGCUCCAGGCACUGCGAUGCCCAUUAAACAAGGACAGAGCGGUUCUUCCUACGGCCGAGGAAUUGUGCACCACAGCCAAGUAAACAUGCAGUCCAAACCUAAACCUCCUAACCACCAGCCACACAGUGUACUUGGCAGGCAGGAGACUUUUGUGCCCACUAACCAAAGACAGACUGGCACUGCCUACGGCCAAGGAAAUGUGCACCACAGCCAAGUAAACAUGCAGUCCAAACCUAAACCUCUGAACCACCAGCAGCUCACAGUGCAGCAGUCUCUGAGCAGACAGACCCAUGGCUCUGGGGGUGUAAGGCAGGGUGGGGUCUCAUUUAGUGGCCCACGUUUCCCCCCUGCUGCACCUGAACCUCAGAAACAAGCCCCACAGUGGAAGUUCAAGUCAUCAUCCCAAUGUGGACCGACAAAAAAAGUCAUGAUAGGAUUUAAUGCCACACAGCCUACCUUGUCACAGCAAGGGGAAAUGAGGCCUAAGUCACAGCAGCAGAAGUGUCCAGUAUUGCAGAUGAAAUCUGUGAGUGAAAAGACUCUCCGUAUACUUACUGUUGUCAUCGAGGGCAUGAGACAUUGGAGUCAAUUCAAGAACAAAGCUCCAAUGUUAUUUGAGCUUUUUGCGACUCUGGACUCAGCAGUCACGGAUGGGAAGUACAGCGCCAAGCAUUUUCUCAUGCGGACAGGGAGAGAUGUUGUGUCCUGUGUUUUCUUUGAAAAUGACCACGAACUUCCAAAGAUUUUCAGGGGCUUGGUGCACCGUUGCAUGGGAAAUUAUGAUCGGCAGAGCGACACCUUCACCUGCGUGUCAGUCAGGCUGGCCUCCCGCUACGAGCAGAAGAAUUCCCAGGAGGCUAUUAGGGCAUCGGACGAAGAAAUGAGGCAGGUGGUCCAGUCUCUUAGUGAAAUAUGAGCCGCAGCAGACACAGUCUGACUGUAACACCAUACCCAGAUGUGUGUCUAUACAGAAACACACAACGUGCACUUAGAGGCUCUAAAUUCUGGCUAUCAGGGACCACAUGGUUUGUUCCUCACAUUACACAAUGUUCAGUGUAAAAUUAUAUUUUUAUUUAUUCCUGGAAAAAUAAGGUUAACUUGUUUUGUUGCUGCUGCAAUAAGUUCCUUUGUUAUACCAGACAUUUAUUUAUUAAACCCUUGACAUGACUGUAAAGAAGAACUAUGUUUAUAUACAUGUAGCUCCUUUAAGGAUUCACAUUAUUUUUGAAUCAAAGUGUUCCAUAAAUUUGGUUUC